AUGGCUGCAUAUGCGCAGUUUGGAUACGCUGGCUACCCGACGGCAAAUCAGCUGACUACCGCCAAUACCGACAGCCAGAGCGGCCAUGGCGGAGGAUCACCGCUGUCCGGCACGAAUGAGGCUUCGCUGAGUCCCUCGGGCGGCUCGACGGCCACCGGCCUGACUGCCGGUCCUCUGAGUCCAGGUGCAGUUUCCCAGUCGUCGCAUCAUGCGGGCCACAAGGGUCUGUCCACAUCGCCGGCGGAGGAUGUGGUUGGUGGCGGUGGCGAUGUGCCCGUUGGCCUUUCAUCUGCCGCCCAGGACUUGCCCAGCCGGGGAUCCUGUUGCGAGAACGGCAGACCCAUCAUCACGGAUCCCGUGUCCGGCCAAACCGUGUGCUCCUGCCAGUACGAUCCGGCCAGACUCGCCAUCGGUGGCUACUCCCGCAUGGCCCUGCCCUCCGGCGGCGUGGGAGUUGGCGUCUACGGCGGACCGUAUCCCUCCAACGAACAGAACCCGUACCCCAGCAUCGGAGUGGACAACUCGGCCUUCUACGCACCUCUGAGCAAUCCCUACGGCAUCAAGGACACCAGUCCCAGCACCGAGAUGAGCGCCUGGACAUCCGCCAGCCUGCAGUCAACCACCGGAUACUAUUCCUACGAUCCCACGCUGGCGGCCUACGGAUACGGACCCAACUAUGAUCUCGCCGCCAGACGGAAGAACGCCACGCGGGAAUCCACGGCCACGUUGAAGGCCUGGCUGAGCGAGCACAAGAAGAAUCCGUAUCCCACGAAGGGCGAGAAGAUCAUGCUGGCCAUCAUCACCAAGAUGACCCUCACCCAGGUGUCCACGUGGUUUGCCAAUGCUCGUCGCCGGCUGAAAAAGGAGAACAAGAUGACGUGGGAGCCCAAGAAUAAGACGGAGGACGAUGAUGAUGGCAUGAUGUCCGACGAUGAGAAGGAAAAGGAUGCCGGCGACGGUGGGAAACUCUCUACAGAAGCUUUCGAUCCCGGCAAUCAACUUAUCAAAUCCGAACUGGGCAAGACGGAGAAGGACGUGGACAGUAGUGGUGACCAGAAACUGGAUCUGGACCGGGAGCCACACAAUCUGGUGGCCAUGCGUGGACUGGCGCCUUAUGCCACGCCUCCCGGCGCCCAUCCCAUGCACGCGGCCUACAGUUCGUAUGCGCAAUCCCACAACACGCAUACGCACCCGCAUCCCCAGCAAAUGCAACACCACCAACAGCAGCAGCAGCAGCAGCAGAAUCAGCAGCAGCUGCAGCACCAUCAAAUGGAGCCGUACUAUCAUCCGGGUGGCUAUGGCCAGGAGGAAUCGGGUGACUUUGCGGCCCAAAAAAACCCGCUGAGCAGAGACUGUGGCAUCCCAGUUCCGGCGAGCAAGCCCAAGAUCUGGAGCGUGGCCGACACAGCCGCCUGCAAGACACCACCGCCCACCGCGGCGUACCUCGGCCAGAACUUCUAUCCGCCCUCAUCGGCGGACCAGCAGUUGCCCCAUCAGCCGCUCCAGCAUCAGCAACAACAGCUGCAGCAGUUGCAGCAGCAGCAGCAACAGCAGCACCACCACCCGCACCACCAUCAUCCGCACCACUCGAUGGAGCUCGGUUCGCCGCUGAGUAUGAUGAGCAGCUACGCCGGCGGAUCGCCAUAUUCGCGGAUACCUACGGCGUACACCGAGGCCAUGGGCAUGCAUCUGCCCAGCAGCAGCAGUUCCAGUUCCUCCACCGGCAAGCUGCCACCCACUCACAUCCAUCCGGCGCCGCAGCGGGUGGGGUUUCCCGAGAUCCAGCCCGAUACUCCGCCCCAGACACCACCCACUAUGAAGCUGAACAGCAGCGGCGGCAGCAGCAGCAGCAGCGGGAGCAGCCACAGUUCCUCGAUGCAUUCCGUCACGCCGGUGACGGUGGCUUCCAUGGUCAACAUUUUGUACAGUAAUACGGACAGUGGUUACGGACACGGUCAUGGACAUGGCCACGGACACGGACAUGGACUCGGGCAUGGACAUGGACAUGGGCACAUGGGCGUCUCUAGUAAUGCCUAUCUGACGGAGGGUGGGCGUUCCGGGUCGUAAUUCGACCUUGAACCGGUUAGUGGAGAGCAGUUAGCAGUUACCAGUUACCAGAUACCAAAUAGCAAGCGAAACUACUUACACAUUUCGAGAUGGCGGGACAAGUGCAAGUUGGCGGGCAAUCCGCGAUUACGAUUACGAGUACGUUUAACAGAUAGCGAUAACUACACUAAUUAUUUUGCAAUAAAUGUAGCUUAAGUAUGGCAAUAAAACUUUAUUUCCUACCAUAUCAUAAA
Molecule: messenger RNA, 2300 nt
Organism: Drosophila mauritiana
Lineage: Eukaryota; Metazoa; Arthropoda; Insecta; Diptera; Drosophilidae
Product: homeobox protein caupolican
Exons: 5
Coding region: 1-2067 (688 amino acids)
Biological process (GO): regulation of transcription by RNA polymerase II; cell development; neuron differentiation
Cellular component (GO): nucleus
Molecular function (GO): RNA polymerase II cis-regulatory region sequence-specific DNA binding; DNA-binding transcription factor activity, RNA polymerase II-specific
Source: RefSeq, a predicted model, not a curated record